UCACCAUGUCAGUUAAUACUUAGUUGGGUAACCUUUAAACCUUCCCAUGGUGUACGUAAAAAUUAGGGCCACAAGGUGGCACCAGGCACAGAGACUUGAGUUUGGGUGUGGGCAGACUGAAGGUUUGUUUCACUUUUACUUCCAAGGGGUCCCGGAGAAUUGCAGGCAGGCGUCAAGGUUGUUUUGUGCGUUGCUGCUACGGCACCAAAGCGGAGGCCUACUCUCGAGUAAGACUCCAGCCGCUUUGCAGGGAACUGAAGGUGAGCUCAAAACCCCUUCCAAGCCCUUUAAGCUGUGGCAACAGCCAGCCACCCUCCUUGAGCUUGUAGCGUGGCGGGGGGUGGGGAAUAGUGCAAGAGACCUGUGGGUGCUGGGAGAAAGAGUGCGUGCCAAAGUUUGCGGGGUCCCCACUUAGAAGCCCCAAAAAACACGCGCGCGCACCUGCAGCUGGCUUUAGCCUCCCUCCUUGCUAAAAGCAGUCCGGCAGCUGCUGCUGCUUUCGUGAUUCUGGCUUCUUCUUCCUCUCCCGUAUUUCUGCUUCUUCCAACCUUCUGCAAAUGGGGGGAAAGGCUGCAGCUUAGCGGCGAAGCACGCGCAUUGCACGCAAACCGUAUCAGACUUAAUCCCCAGCAUCCUGGGAAUGCCUUCCUUUCUGCAAAGCUGGAGGGCCGCUACCGGUCAGUGCUGACAGUACUGAGCUCGAUGGAGCAGUGGUCUGAUGCUUGGUGUGAUGCAGUUUCCAGAGUGAUUAGGCCAGCAUUACUGGCGAGGUUUCCAGAGUCUCACUUCCGUGCCCUGAGGACCAAAGAUUGUCUGCUGUUAAAAAGGGGUUGAUGCUGGCAGUUCCAAACCUUGCACAAACUGGUAUCUUUUUAAACAGACUACAGUGGUACCUCGGGUUAAGUGCUUAAUUCGUUCCGGAGGUCUGUACUUAACCUGAAACUGUUCUUAACCUGAAGCACCACUUUAGUUAAUGGAGCCUCCUGCUGCUGCCGCACCGCCGGAGCACGAUUUCUGUUCUCAUCCUGAAGCAAAGUUCUUAACCUGAAGCACUAUUUCUGGGUUAGCGGAGUCUGUAACCUGAAGCGUAUGUAACCUGAAGUGUAUGUAACCCGAGGUACCACUGUAUCUUGAAACUGCCCAGUUUUUCCGUCCUGCAGAGAAAAUGCUACACUGUUUAUUUCAAUGACAUAUCAAUAUCUGAUGCCAGUAUUGUAUUGUUGGCCUCUGUCUGUCUCAGGAGGCGAUGGAGAGCACCUUUGUGGGUGAGGACAAGCUGUUGGAAGGUUGCAGCUGAUUUCUCUUAAUGUUUUUGCACUUGUGUGCAUUGCUGUUUUAGUGUGGUUGACACCAGGCAGGCAUCUCCACGGCACUGUUUUGGCACCUGUGAGUCUAUGAAAAUGAAAUGCCUCUCCCUUAUGUUCUUUCAGGUGAGACCUCCACAACCAUGGCUGAGUUUCUGGAAAACAGAAGAAUGGCAGAUGUCCUUAGCAUUUUGCUGGAAACACCAGAUAAGAUCAAGCUUGAUAUCGCCAUUUCGGGAGUAACGGGUGCUGGGAAAUCUGCCCUGGUCAAUGCCCUUCGAGGUCUUGGCGAUCGUGAAGUAGGUGCUGCACAAACUGGAGUACGUGAGACCACUAUGGAGGUAGUCCCUUACCAGCACCCUAAACUUCCCAGUGUAACAAUAUGGGAUCUCCCAGGAAUUGGCACAAAUCAAUUCACAGCUGAUACGUACCUCCAGCAGGUAAACUUUGACCGCUAUGACUUCUUCAUUAUUGUCAGCUGCCGCCGUUUAGGCCAGAAUGAUAUUCUCCUGGCAAAAGCAAUUAAGCAGCUGGGAAAAAAGUUUUACUUUGUGCGCACCAAGGUCGACUUGGAUUUGGAAAGUGCCAGGAGACAACAGGCCCCCUUCUAUGAUGAGGAGGGUGUCCUGAGGAAAAUCCGUGAUGACUGUAUGCAGAGCCUCAGAGAAGCAAAAUUCACCUCUCAGGGGGUUUUCCUCCUUUCCAGAUAUGACCUCAACAAGUACGAUUUCCACCGUUUGGAGGAAACGCUAGAGAAGGACCUCCCUGUCCACAAACAACGGGCUUUUAUUUUGGCCCUUCCAAGCAUCUCCAUGCGUAUCCUACAGAAGAAGAAAGCGGUUCUGAAGAAACACGCAUGGGAGGUCGCCACGGUGUCAUGUGGCGUCACCGCAACCCCAACGCCAGGCAUCCCUUUUGCCUGUGACACCUCCCUCCUCUUGCCUUCCAUGUUAAACUACUAUCAGGAGUUUGGUGUGGAUGAUGAAUCUCUUGCCAAACUUGCUAGGCUGGUUCAGCAACCUGAGGAGGAACUUAGAGCCCAGAUGAAGUCCCCUCCAUCUUCAGCAUUGCCUUUGCGUGUAGGCGAGUUACUGACCAACGCGGAGGUCGGGUUUUUUCAUAUUCUGUUCUCACCUCUAUUGCUGCUCCUUGGCUCCCCAGCAGCAGGAAGAAUUGCUUUUAUGUCGACGCUGAGAAUGCUGGAAAAAUUUGUGGAUGAUUUGGAGGAAGAUGCUGAAAGGGUUCUUAGCAAGGCAGUUGGGAGGAGAAACGUGUAGGCAUGGAGGGUUUUCUUUUUUCAACAUUCUCCCCUCAUUAUGUUUUAUUGAGUUUCAACGUUUUUAGCACAUACAAUCAAAAUACAGUUUUGUCUCUUCUCUUUUGUCCACUUGCCACCCCAUUUUUCAUGGAGUUGUUUUUUCUCCCCUUCUGCUGCAUCCUAUCUUCUAUCAAUUAAAUCAUUAUCAUGAUAUUAUAAUCUAAUUCCUUCCGUUCUGUUUUCAUAUAAUUACCUUUUAAGGUGUAACAAGCAGUAAAUUUCAUAUCUACUUUCCACAGCUUUCCCCAUGCACACAUUUCUGUAUUAUGUCACAGGUCUGUAGUCCAUUGUAUCAUUGUUGAUUUAACCAUUUCGUCUUCCGUCUCCCCUUUUUCAAUAUUCGUUAUUGUUGUUUUCCAACACCUCGGAACUUGAUGUCCCAUCCGGUACAGCUUUAACAAAUUAUUAACAAGUAAUCAACUCUUCUCACUUUGUUCCAGGAAACUCCCCUAUGUGAUACUAGUCAUUCCCUGACAAGGCUAGCAAAUUACAACAAGAAGAAAGAUGCAAAUAUUUGUCUGUUAUCCUAUCUAUAAAAUGGUGCAAAUGUUUCGGCCUGGUCUUUCAUUUUCCGGUGUCUUUGUAAUUGUAAUAAAGUUUCACCAUUCUCCAGCAAA
Podarcis lilfordi (Lilford's wall lizard) is the source of this 3239-nucleotide messenger RNA. The record is from the annotation of a GenBank genome assembly. NCBI's taxonomy places the organism in Eukaryota, Metazoa, Chordata, Lepidosauria, Squamata, Lacertidae.